AGUCUUUUUUUGUAUGUUUCUGACUUCUCUGGGAUUCUUGAAAAUAGGUCGUUGAAAAAAAAAGGAAGUUAUUCUGUGUCUAAAAUAUUUUUUAACUUGUUCAAUCGCAAUAUUUCAUAAGCUUUAUGUGUACUUUAUGAAAAAUUAGAGCGAUUUACAUUCAUCAUCUAGACAUAAAAUACUUAUUGAAUUAUUUGAUUUCUAUUUAUUGUGUCCUAAAAUUCCGUGGGCAUGAAAAUGGGUUGAUUUUUGCUUACGCUUAGAACUGGCGUAAUUUGUAAUGAGGUAUGUCCACGAUCAGAACCUCAAGUUGGAGUGCAUUACAAAACUGUUGAUUUUCUGCACAUUGCACCUCCAUUAUGGAAAUUUCACAGUUUGGAAGAAAACUUGCUGAAGAAUUGAGCCCCAAAAGAGUCCAGGCAAAUUCCCCAUGCACUGCUGCAAUUACAUCUGAUGUUUCCCAAAGGCAAGGGUGUCCGAUUGUGCAGUUCAAUGGCUGAAACCUAUUCAUUGUUGCCAAGUUAAUUUAAUUUUGUAUUAUGCAAGAUGUGGACUUACCAGCAGCCUAGGUGCUAUGGCUCAAGAAUUUCUUCCCCUCUGUGAUGUUUUGUUCAACAUCAUAUCAUUGGCAUCAUACUUCUGUGACAUCGUGUUCGAUGUCGUCACCAUUUAUACCCUAUACGUCAAGGAAGAGCUCGCGUGGUUCGUGUUAUCUCUGUCCUGCAUUAUGCUGUCCCUGCUCAUUAGCCAGCUGCUGUCACUGAAAUGGUAUUUUCACAGGAAUAGUGGCAAAGAUUUCAAGUUGUCUGUCGUCGCAUUUGUUCAUUUGAUACAGUUCGGUGUUCUGUGGAGGUAUUUCAAGUUGUUUUUGCCCGUUGAUCUCGGUGUGGUCAAAAAUGAAGUCCGGGAUCUGUGCAUGCUCCGGUUGAUUCACGCCUUCUGCGAAGCCGCUCCCAUGCUGCUCAUCCAGCUGUACCUCGUCUGGACGAAGCCGUCGUCCGCCGAAGUGACCGACUUGAAUCUGGUUUCGACCGUCCUGUCCCUCUUCAGCGUCUGCUGGGCCCUGGCGUCCUUCAGCAAGAACGUCCGCCGGCGUAACAUCCACAAGCUCGUCCUGACCUGGCUCGGCGUCAUCUUCCAGUUCUUCUGGAGGCUGGGGACCGUGUCCUCCCGCGUCGUCAUCCUGACCGUGUACGCCACCCUGUACCACUACUGGGUUUUCGUGGUCAUAGCCUUGCACUGGCUGACGAUGUUUCUGUGGCUGAUUUCGCCCAAGAACGUGUUCCACGGCGAAUCGAUAUCCCUGAAGAAGAAGACCAUGUACUCCAUGCUGAUUGCGUUUGUGUAUAUCUUUUGUUACAUCAACCUUCAGGAAAUCAACGCUCAGCAGAAGAUGGUCGCGUUUUACGUCACCAUGUUUUUGGAGAAUUCGCUCCUCAUGGCGGUCUUCCUCUUCCUGAAAGGGAAUGCGGAAUGGUACCACAACACGGCGAUUUGUAUCGCGUGGGGAGGCUUUCUCGUCGGUAUGCUAUUCAUGGUGUUGUACUAUAAGUUCUUCCACAUUCAACACCUGAAGCACAGCUUGACUCCUAGCGAUGUCGAGUCUCACUGUGCGGACUGCAUGACGGACACCUGUGAUAACCAUGACUCCAAGCCCGGCUCGGAGGGCGAACUCCUGGGCAACGGUGGCAAGGCGUCCGGGACUUCGCCCCCGUCUAAGUCGGCCCAUCCCGUCAUCUUCCACCAAUCCAACGGACACUUCCAGAACGGCAUGGUGAGCGGCAUACCGGGAGUGUUCAACUGCAGGCUCAACCCGGCCUUCAAGCGGAAGAAGAAGAAGCCGUCCAGCUUCGUCCCCCCUCCCGCCCCCGUUUCCGCCCUGGCCAACGGGGGCAAGUCCAACCCUUUCUGGAAGAGGCUGCCCCCCAAGACCUGCAGCAGCGACCACGAGAGCAGCGUCGGGUCGAGGGUCAACAUCCAGCAGAAGCUGCAGGAGAAGAAGCAGCAGCAGCUCCAGGAGCUGAAAGAAAUCGAGGAGGAGAUCAAGCAGGGCAAGCUGAAGAGGCCCCAUCCGAUGGACAUAGGGGACCAGGACACUCUGCGUCAGCCCAUCCCGCACUCCAAAAAGCAGCCCUGGGUCGGGCCGGGAUCCCCGGCCACCCGCCUGCCCCCGUACCACUCCCUGAUGGGCCCGCACCUCCUGAACGAACUGCGGCCCAAAGCCAAGCAGCGAUCCCAGACCCCGGAGAUCCUCCUCGUCCCGGAUUCCCUGGACAGUUCCAGGAUAUACUGCGAGUACAUGGAAUCCAGGAACUCGUACCUGGCGUCGCCGCCCCACGUCAUCUACCCCCACCACUCGGACGUGUCCAGCAACAGCAACAUGUCGGCGGCGUCCAAGACCAAAAUCUGUCCCCGUUCCCGCAACCCGGAGACCGUCAGGGAGGCCCAGUGUCGGUGCCCCCCGCCGGACGCCGACGCCCCCUACAAGCCCCACAACGUGCCUUCGGACCUGGACAGCCAGAUAUCCCUCCCGCGCUCCUACACCCUCCCGAGGGAGUUCCGGUACUACCGGAGGCCCCGGCCCAGGAAGCCGGUCAGGACGGAGCACUUCGUGCCUUCCAACAAUUCCAGCGACGGCGACGUGGAUUCGGCGGACGACAACGAGAUCUACGUGCCUUUCCCCAACCACAGGGCCGGCGCCCCGAUCCGGCUGCGGCCCUACCAGCAGCCCUACAGGGCCUGCAUCCCCGUCUCAGGGCAGUUGCACGAGACGAAGUUAUGAAAGUGCCGAUUAUAUUUGUGAUUCGCUUACACACGAACGAGA
This is a messenger RNA of Uloborus diversus, 2824 nucleotides long. RefSeq lists its product as uncharacterized. NCBI's taxonomy places the organism in Eukaryota, Metazoa, Arthropoda, Arachnida, Araneae, Uloboridae. The record is from RefSeq and is a predicted model, not a curated record. Gene Ontology annotation, biological process: apoptotic process involved in development; engulfment of apoptotic cell; phosphatidylserine exposure on apoptotic cell surface. Bases 575 to 2782 code for a protein of 735 amino acids. The transcript is spliced from 3 exons. Gene Ontology annotation, cellular component: plasma membrane.